Messenger RNA from Elaeis guineensis (African oil palm), 1119 nucleotides. RefSeq names its product rac-like GTP-binding protein 2. Gene Ontology annotation, molecular function: GTPase activity; GTP binding. The record is from RefSeq and is a predicted model, not a curated record. Gene Ontology annotation, biological process: small GTPase-mediated signal transduction. NCBI's taxonomy places the organism in Eukaryota, Viridiplantae, Streptophyta, Magnoliopsida, Arecales, Arecaceae.
CAUUUAUAGAGGGGCAGACAAGUACAGAAGAUCCUCGCCUCUCACUCCUCUUCCUACGUUGCACAUUUUCUGAACCCACAAAACAGCAUUUAUAUCGGCAUCUCUUUUGCGUUCCCACCUUCAGACUGGACUUCUUCUUCUUCUGGUUCCUCUCUGGCAAUUUCUGGUAGUGUGGGUGGUGACUGGUGAGGAAAAUGAGUGCCACGAAGUUCAUAAAAUGCGUGACUGUUGGAGAUGGAGCUGUUGGGAAGACCUGCAUGCUCAUCUGCUACACCAGCAACAGGUUCCCAACUGAUUAUAUACCCACUGUCUUUGACAACUUCAGUGCUAAUGUUUGCGUGGAUGGGAGCAUUGUCAACUUGGGACUGUGGGACACUGCAGGCCAAGAAGAUUAUAGCAGAUUGAGGCCGCUGAGUUAUAGAGGAGCAGACAUAUUUAUUCUGGCCUUCUCUUUAAUUAGCAGGGCAAGCUAUGAGAAUGUUCUUAAGAAGUGGAUGCCCGAACUCUGUCGCUUUGCACUCAAUGUCCCAAUUAUUCUGGUUGGAACCAAGCUUGAUCUACGUGAAAAUAAAGGAUAUCUUGCUGAUCAUCCAGGCGCAUCUGUGAUUACGUCUGCACAAGGCGAAGAACUUAGAAAACAAAUAGGCGCUGCAGCAUAUAUUGAAUGCAGCUCGAAGACACAAAAGAACAUCAAGGCUGUUUUUGACACUGCAAUCAAGGUGGUUCUUCAGCCACCAAGAAGGAAGGACAUGGUGAAGAAGAAAACCAGAAGAAGCUCUGGUUACUCCAUGAGGAGAUUCAUAUGUGGAAGUGCGUGUGUUGCGUAGUACGAGAAAGCAACUUAUUUUGACUUGUGAGUACAUGUGCCAAUGGCCAUGUUAACUGAAACAUAUUACCAUCAGUCUUCUAGUUCUAGUGAGAUAGCUGGCGAGCUAUUUCUUUGUCCAUGGCCAGAGGGAACCUUUUGUUCUCCCAUGCUCAUGGGGAAGGAAUCCUUCUUUUGCUGUUAUUGUAAGAACUGAACAUCUUUUACCUUCAUAUUAUGUGUGUCCUGUUCGAUCUAGAUAUUUGGAAGACAUGCAUAUUAGAAAGUAGAUUCUGUGAUGUUAUUGGAACAUA